Molecule: messenger RNA, 2106 nt
Organism: Adineta ricciae
Lineage: Eukaryota; Metazoa; Rotifera; Eurotatoria; Adinetida; Adinetidae
Source: the annotation of a GenBank genome assembly
AUGUCAUCUGACAAAGACAAGAAAAGUUCGCCAUCUGACGAAUUAUUAAAAUCAAUCGAUUUAUGGUUAAAAUGGGAUCAAUGUGAUAAAACACGAAAAGAAAUUGAAGAAUUAAAAAAGAAUUCGAAAUGGGAUGAUUUACAAGUUCGUUUAUCUCAUCGAAUUCAAUUUGGUACAGCUGGUCUUCGUGCUAAAAUGGGAAGUGGAUUUGCAUUAAUGAAUGAAUUAACUGUUAUUCAAGCAACACAAGGUCUUCUUCGUCAUGUACAAACAACAUUUGAAAACAAAAAAGAUUCUUUAGCUGUUGUCAUUGGUUUUGAUGCUCGUCAUCAAUCACAUCAAUUUGCACGUUUAGCUGCUGCUCUCUUUGCACAUGAAGGUAUUCAUGUUUAUCUAUUUGAUUCGACAACAGUUCCCACACCAUUUAUUCCAUUUACGGUCAAACAACUUCAUUGUCAAGCGGGAAUUAUGGUAACAGCAAGUCAUAAUCCUAAAGAUGAUAAUGGUUAUAAAGUCUAUUGGGAAAAUGGGGCACAGAUUAUUUCACCAUUAGAUGCACAAAUUGCACAAUCUAUUGAACAAAAUUUAGAACCAUGGAAAGAUAAAGCAUGGAAUUUGGACAUUCUUCAAGACAAAAACUCGAAAUUAAUUUCUGAUCCAAUUGAAAAGAUUCGUGAUUUAUAUAUGUCAAAUUUAUCUAAAUUAUGUUAUUUUCCUGAGUUGAACGCAUCAACACCAUUGAAAUUCGUCUAUACACCAGUUCACGGUGUUGGACAACCUUAUGCUGAACGUGCAUUUGCUGCAUUCCAUUUUCAACCAUUCAUAUCAGUUGAUGAACAGAAAAAUCCUGAUCCGAACUUCUCUACGGUAAAAUAUCCAAAUCCCGAAGAAGGAAAAGAAACAUUGGAAUGUGCUAUUCGAACAGCCAAUAAGAAUAAUGCUGAUUUUAUCAUCGCUACAGAUCCUGAUGCUGAUCGAUUUGCACUUGCAGAACGAGAUCCAACUGGUUCAACUGAAUCAGGAUGGAGAAUUUUAAGUGGAAAUCAAUUAGGAGCUUUACUUGGAUGGUGGCGUUGGUUUACAUGGAGAAAUCGAAAUCCUCAUGUGAAUGUCAAAGAUGUUUAUAUGCUUUAUUCAACUGUUUCAUCACAUAUUCUCAAAUCAAUUGGUGAAGUUGAAGGUUUUAAUACGAUCGAUACUCUCACAGGAUUCAAAUGGCUUGGAAAUCGAUCAAAUGAACUUAUUCAUCAGAAAAAACAUGUUCUCUUUGCUUUCGAAGAAGCCAUUGGAUUUAUGUGUGAUCCCGAGAAUGUCUUAGAUAAAGAUGGAAUAUCUGCAUUGGCUAUUGGAGCAGAAAUGUGUGCUUAUCUCAAGUCAAUUGGUCGAACAUUGUGUGAACAACUUAAUCAAAUCUCAUUACUUUAUGGUUAUCAUAUCAAUAACAAUUCCUAUGUCAUUUGUAAUAAAACUGAUGUCAUGAUGAACAUGUUUGAUCGACUCAGACAUUAUGAUCAGAAGAAAGAUCAGAAUGCACAGGUAAAUGUUCUCACGUUUCAUUUUCUUAGAGAAAAAGAAGACAAUGAUUUUAUUAUUCUUUCGAAGAAAACGAACCAAGGAGAAAAAAGUGAAGCAAAGAUUCUUGUUCAAUAUUCAAAUAAGAUCAAAUCUCAUCUUGGUGCCAAUGAAAACGAAUCGAAAAAUGGACAAGAUGAAGAAUAUGUUUAUCCGAAAUCAUGUGGAAAAUAUCAAAUAACUGGUAUUCGUGAUUUAACUGUUGGAAUCGAAGCUGAUUUUCGUGGUGAAGGAAAAGAUGAAAAACCCACUUUACCAUGUUCAUCAGCAACACAAAUGAUCACAUUUUAUUUUGAUAACGGUUGUGAAAUUACAAUUCGAGCAAGUGGAACUGAACCAAAGAUUAAAUGGUAUUCUGAAAUACGUAAAAAGAAAGAAAUAAAAAAUCCAUCGGAAGACAAUCCAAUGAUUGACGAUGAACAAUUUCGAAAAGAAACAAAAGAUGAACUUGAUGCUUUAGUUGAACAAGUUGUAGAAGAAUUUUUACAACCAAAACAAAAUCAAUUAAUUGAAAGAGAAACAACUGCCAAAUAA